Molecule: messenger RNA, 762 nt
Organism: Ophidiomyces ophidiicola
Lineage: Eukaryota; Fungi; Ascomycota; Eurotiomycetes; Onygenales; Onygenaceae
Exons: 4
Coding region: 1-762 (253 amino acids)
Source: RefSeq, a predicted model, not a curated record
AUGGAAGAUCCCAAAAGCACCAACAUCGAUCGUCGAACCUGCAAACGGGUAGUUCCCAUGCGGGUGAUCUGUGCUGGACUUCCAAGAAGCGGAACAGCCUCUCUCCGCGAGGCGUUAACCCGCCUUGGCUUCGACCACACAUACCAUAUGAUCUCUGUUUUAUUCGAAAAUCCCCCAGAUGCCCAUAUGUGGAUUGAUGCAAUCAGGGCCAAGUUUGACGGAGUGGGAACAUUUGAAAAGGAGCAAUGGGAUCAGCUCCUCGGCCAUUGUCAGGCUGUGUGUGAUGUUCCGCCUGCUCUAUUUAUUCCAGAGCUUGUGAAAGCAUACCCAGAAGCAAAAGUCAUUGUCAACAUCAGGGAUUUUGAGGGUUGGUAUAGGUCGAUGAAUGCAACUGUUGCACCGGUCACUGCUCGCGCUGUUUUAAAAGACCCAAGCUCUUUCAAGGACCCAAGGCAGCAUACUUGUUUCGAGAUGUCCGGGUUGAUCUGGAAGAAUAUGUUCGGUGACAAGUUUUACGAAGCGGGAGAAGAACUCCAUCGCGAGCACUACGCCAUGGUACGAAGUCUCGUCCCAGAAGAAAACCGUCUUGAGUACAAUAUUAAGGAAGGAUGGCGCCCGCUUUGCGAGUUCCUUGGGGUCCCCGUCCCCGAUGAGCCCUUCCCCCACUUGAAUGACUCGAAAACUUUUAUUGAAAGAUCACUGAGGGCUUUUGACAUUGACUUGAAUGAUGAAAAUCCCGUGGAACAAAACAAAACUGCAUGA